Messenger RNA from Paramecium pentaurelia, 603 nucleotides. The record is from the annotation of a GenBank genome assembly. NCBI's taxonomy places the organism in Eukaryota, Ciliophora, Oligohymenophorea, Peniculida, Parameciidae.
AAUGGCUCAAGAUUAGAGAUCUCCUUUUGAAUUGAGAAUUUGGCAUUUCUAUACUGAGGAAGAGAAAUCCAUUACACUUCUUAAUGCAUAUAAACAAAGAGUAUUGUUCUCAGAAGAUAUCAAAUCUUUCCUUCUCAAGGAUAGAUUAAAUACUUGGUCCUAUUGGGGAUUCCCUCUUGCAUGUUAUGCACUCUUUCACUAUACUGGAGCAUUAUAACCAUAUAUAGCAACAAAAUACUCAGUAGGUGCCUAAAGAAUGAUUCCUGCAGCAAUAUCUGGGUUACUUUGGCUUGGUUGGGUCCAUUUCAAUCCAUUUUACACUACUUUAUAAAGGUAACUAAAUUCUUUAUUACUCUUUUAGUGAAAAGUUGAGUUUACUCAAUUUGAUUGAAAGAAGAGUAGGCUUGAAUAUGAAGGCACUCAAUGAAUAAGUACCUCGUACUUGGACAACAUAAGAGAUUCACAGAUAAAUGAGAGAAGCUUAUAAUAAUAGACAUGGAUUUUUCACAAACAUACUAUAUCCAAGUGAGGAAAGAGCUUCCCCAUUAUAGGAUAUCUCAUCAUAUCCAUUCAAAUACAGAAGAGAUAAAAUUGUUAAAUGAU